This is a messenger RNA of Monodelphis domestica (gray short-tailed opossum), 1271 nucleotides long. Its product is annotated as serpin B8-like. Gene Ontology annotation, biological process: negative regulation of endopeptidase activity. The record is from RefSeq and is a predicted model, not a curated record. NCBI's taxonomy places the organism in Eukaryota, Metazoa, Chordata, Mammalia, Didelphimorphia, Didelphidae. Gene Ontology annotation, cellular component: cytoplasm. Gene Ontology annotation, molecular function: serine-type endopeptidase inhibitor activity.
ACUCUUGAUGACUUAAAAACACACCUUUUCAGUUACCUGAGUGAAAAUGGCUUCCCAGUAAAAAAGAAAGGAACAAAGUGGAAAUUUCUCAGCAUCUCACUUGUCCUGGCCAUGGUUCUCCAGGGAGCAAAGAAUGACACUGCAAUCCAAAUAACACAACUUAUUUCUUUGGGGAACUUCAGAAAUACUGACAUGAAUUUCUCAUCACUUCUCACUGAAAUGAACAAUCCACACACUCUAUACCUACUUGAAAGUGCCAACAGGAUCUUUGGAGAAAAUGCUCUAAAUUUCCUCCCAUCUUUUAAAAAAUCCUGUGAAAAGUUCUACAAUUCAGUCCUAGAGGAUGUUUGCUUUUCUGAAGAAGCUGAGACCAUCAGGAAACACAUAAAUGCAUGGGUAGCAGAGAAAACUGAAGGUACAAUUUUUGAGACUCUACCUGAGAAUUCAGUUAAUCCACUUAGCCUAUUAAUCUUUGUGAACACCAUCAACUUUAAAUUAAUAUGGAAGAAUGAGGUUGAACCUAUGAAGAAAAUUCUUCCAAGUCAUAAAGAAAAGAACAAAAUGGCAAAGUUUAUGGUGAAAGAAGGCAUAUUUCUGGGAUUCUAUAUAGAAGAGCUAGGUGCUAAUGUUUGUAGAAGUACGUAUAAUGAAAAAGAAUGGAAUAUUAUUUUUGUGUUUCCUGUUGAUGAUGGCAAAAAGAUGGAAAAAGGGCUAACCUACGAAAUACUUAUAGCCUGGAUGGAUCCAGAAUCAGUGGCCUUGAUGGAAAUUCUUCACAACCAAUUAUUUCUCCCCAAAAUCAAGGUAGAAAAGUCUUACAACAUGGCUCAUAUUCUCUGCAAUUUGGGAAUAUCUAAUGCUUUUCAUGAGGAUAAAGCUGACUUUUCUGGAUUGUCCACACUCAAAGAAAUGUACCUUUCAAGUGUUUUUCACUCAUCUUCCAUGGAAUUCAAUGAAGAAGGUAUUAAAGCAUCAGCUGCCACUGCGGCAGCGGAGAUACCAGCAACUACAAAGAGAGAAAGAGAACUUAAGUCUCAGAAUUUCUUUCUUUUCUUUAUCUGGAGCCAAAAAAUUAAUAGCAUCCUGUUCUGUGGCAGAGUUUCUGUUCCCUAAAGAGAGGCAAUCAUUAUCCCCAGAGCACUACUAUUUCUGCUACUUCCCUGCCUUUCUCUUCUUAAGCUGCAUAAGGAUGCUAUGUGUACAUGUAGUUCAUUGUGAAUUCAUCAAUGUAGUAUAAUAAAGAAAAAGUAGUAAAACAUUUUUUUAUAAAA